Messenger RNA from Carica papaya (papaya), 2584 nucleotides. It is a transcript of the gene SAUR21, whose product is annotated as ARM repeat superfamily protein. Lineage: Eukaryota; Viridiplantae; Streptophyta; Magnoliopsida; Brassicales; Caricaceae. The record is from RefSeq and is a predicted model, not a curated record. Gene Ontology annotation, biological process: protein ubiquitination. Gene Ontology annotation, molecular function: ubiquitin-protein transferase activity; protein binding.
UUCUAAUUUAUCAUUGUUGAAUUUAAAUUAAACGCCAAAUUAGGAGGCUAUAAAAAAAUACAUAUUUUUUGUAUUUUAUUCAUUUGAAGGUUCAUGCAUCGUAUGAAACUGCCGGCGGCUGUUGAACCGUAGCCAUCCUUGUUAGGUUGGACUUCAUCCAACGGCUGACAUCUUCCCGCACACCUAAUUAACUUACCGUCAAAAUGAAAGUCAAUUAAACCGCCGGCGAUCUCAAAAACCAACAAAUCAGGAAAAAUAUUUGAAGAAUUCCAAUCUCUUUAGUCAAAUUAUUCAAAUAAAUCUUCUUAUCAAUCCAAAUAACUUCAAAAACUCCCUCUUUUCCUCUGUAAUUCUAACUUUGUUGAGGCUCCUGCAACUUUUUUUUUUCAGCUUCCAUGGCCGUAUCUCCUCAAGCAUUCCCGCCAAGAAAACGGCGGCCAUCUGCUGCUGCGUUCGUAUCUCCCAACCUGUCAGACGUCGGAUUGGUUCAAUCUCUUCUUCUUUUGUCGCAAGAAAUUUCUUCCCUGAAACCUCUCAAUUUUAUUCUAAAACGCUAUUCUCUGUCGAUCAUCCGCAAAUCGGAGCUCCUUGCGAUUUUGUUUGAGGAGAUUCUGAAGGUUGAAUCUCUGAAUCUGUCUACUUCAACUCUCCUCUGCUUCGAGGAAAUGUAUAUAGUCCUGCAGAGAAUGAAGACUGUGAUCGAAGACUGUUCUAAUGGGAGCAGGACGUGGCUGCUCUCGCAAAACGAAUCGGUAGCCAACAGUUUCCACGAGUUGGUACUGGACUUGUCGACUCUUCUGGAUAUCCUUCCCGUUCGCGAAAUUCAUUUGAGCCAGGAUGUGGAAGAACUAGUGCUCCUGAUGAGAAAACAGUGCGCCGAAUCAAAGGCUUAUGUAGAUCCAGUAGAUAGUAAUCUCAGGCUCCGGGUGCUAACCAUGCUGGACGGUAUCAAAAGCGAGAUAGUUCCUGAUCGUUCCGAGCUCGCGCUGAUUUUCCGUGAUUUAGGAUUGCUUGAUUCUUCAAGUUGCAGAGAGGAAAUCGAGAGCCUAGAAGAGGAAAUCAAAAGCCAAUCCGAUAAGAAAUCAAAAUCAGAAGCUGUUGCUUUGAUCGGACUCGUUCGUUACGCCAAAUGCGUCCUGUUCGAAUCAUCAUCUGCUCCUAGAUCCGAAUUUCGCCGCCGGAAAUCGUUGUCGGAGCUGAAUAUCCCGUCGGAUUUUCGGUGCCCUAUCAGCCUCGAGCUUAUGCGGGACCCAGUAGUCGUGGCGACUGGACAAUCCUACGAUCGGGAGUCGAUCAACUUAUGGAUCGAAUCAGGACACAACACGUGUCCUAAAACAGGUCAGACCCUGGCUCACACCAAUCUCAUUCCCAACUGUGCUCUCAAAAAUCUCAUCGCUAUCUGGUGCCGUGAGCAGAGAAUACCUUUUGAAACGGCAGCCGUUAACGACAAACUUAACGGCGUCGUAACAAACAAGGCGGCGUUAGAGGCAACGAAGAUGACGGUAUCGUUUUUGAUCGACAAACUUUCUGCUUCUCAGUUAGUGGAGACGGCUAACAGCGCCGUUUACGAGCUUCGGGUCCUUGCCAAAACAGACUCGGAUAGCCGAGCCUGCGUAGCCGAGUUAGGGGGUAUCCCCAUGCUUGUCCGCUAUCUAGGUGCGGACAUAGGUUCGAUCCAUCCGAAUCUGCAGGUCAACGCGGUAACUACGAUUCUAAACCUUUCCAUCCUGGAAGCCAACAAAACGAGAAUCAUGGAGACUGACGGAGCUUUAAACGGCGUGAUAGAAGUGCUGCGUUCGGGGGCCACGUGGGAGGCAAAAGGUAAUGCGGCCGCCACCAUUUUCAGCUUAUCUAGCGUGCACGAGUAUAGAAAGAAGCUGGGGAGGAAGACACGUGUCAUAAGGGGAUUGAUGGACCUGGCGAAGGAUGGGCCCACCAGCGCCAAAAGAGACGCGCUAGUGGCAAUUUUGAAUUUAGCAGGAGAGAGAGAGACUGUAGGAAGAUUAUUAGAAGGUGGGGUGGUGGAGAUGGUGAGCGAAACCAUGAAUGGGUUGCCGGAAGAGGCGAUUACGAUUCUGGAAGCGGUGGUGAAGAGAGGUGGACUAAUGGCGAUUGCUGCAGCUUACAAGAUAAUUAAGAAAAUGGGAAUGGUAUUAAGGGAAGGAUCGUAUACUGCAAGAGAAAGUGCAGUGGCAACUCUUGUAACAAUCUGCCGGAAGGGGGGAUCGGAGAUGGUUGCGGAGAUAGCGGAGUUGCCGGGAGUGGAGAGAGUUAUAUGGGAAUUGAUGGGAACGGGAACCAUGAGAGCUAGAAGGAAGGCGACCACUCUGUUGAGGCUUCUUCGUAGAUGGGCGGCAGGUUUGGCUUCUCAACAUCUUACACAUUCACAGAAUCUUCCUGUGAGUUCAUCUAGCAUGCUGCUGCCGAGCUAAGUUUUUCUUUUUUUCCUUUUCAUUCUUUCCUCUUCUUUAUUUUUCUUUGAACUUCAAUUUUUUAAACUGUAAAGUUGUCCAGUAAUCCAUGAUCUAGUUCUCUUGUGUAAAUCAGUAUAAAGUUAUUAUGCAAGAACAUUUAUUUUCUUACA